AUGGAGCUGUUCUGCUCUGGGUGUUGCAAAUGGUUCCACGGUCGUUGUUUGAAGGAUUUGAAAGACUUCUAUGGUCUAAGCUUCAUGGUAUGCUAUGUGUUUCAUUGUAAAGAUUGCAGUCCAACUUCUGUAGAGACAUGGGUAGCUAAGCAAGCAAGUAAGUCCAUAUUUCUGGUGCACGGAGCACGUAUAUAA
This is a messenger RNA of Cooperia oncophora, 195 nucleotides long. NCBI's taxonomy places the organism in Eukaryota, Metazoa, Nematoda, Chromadorea, Rhabditida, Trichostrongylidae. The record is from the annotation of a GenBank genome assembly.